Humulus lupulus (European hop) is the source of this 1670-nucleotide messenger RNA. Its product is annotated as ACT domain-containing protein ACR9-like. The record is from RefSeq and is a predicted model, not a curated record. NCBI's taxonomy places the organism in Eukaryota, Viridiplantae, Streptophyta, Magnoliopsida, Rosales, Cannabaceae. Bases 123 to 1388 code for a protein of 421 amino acids. The transcript is spliced from 6 exons.
AACCACCUCCACUCCAUCUCAUCCCAUUCCAUUCCAUUCCAUCCCCUAAACUCUCAGUCAGCUCAAGUUUCAGCCAGAGCCGACUGCCGAGGCAUUCCGAUUUCGACGGUGUUCGGUUCGGUAUGGGAGUGCCGAGCGACGACGUCGUUUUGAUCCAGAAAGGGAAGAACCCUGGAGAACCCUACAUCCUCACCGUCAAUUGCCCCGACAAGACCGGCCUUGGAUGCGAUAUUUGCAGAAUUAUUCUCGAUUUUGGCCUUCAUAUUACCAAAGGAGAUAUUUCGACUGAUGGCAUAUGGUGCUACAUAGUAUUGUGGGUUGUUCCUCAUUCCAGUUCAGUCAUUGUGAAAUGGUCAAGUUUGAAGAACAGGAUGCAAUCAGUAUGCCCUUCGUGCCUGCCCACCUUUUAUUUUAAUGAACCAUCCACGUCUUCGUCGAUUUCUCCAGUUUAUCUAUUGAAGUUCUUUUGCGUAGAUCGGAGAGGAUUAUUAAAUGAUGUCACACAAGUUCUAUGCGAGCUUGAGCUUACAAUCCAAAGGGUUAAAGUAACAACAACUCCAGAUGACAGAGUCUUGGACCUAUUCUUUGUAACAGAUAAUCGGGACCUUCUACACACUAAAGACCGGCAGAAUGAGACUUUAGAGCAAUUGCAUGCUGUAUUGGGCGAAUCGUGUAUCACCUGUGAACUUCAAUUGGCAGGCCCAGAGUGUGAACGUCGUCAAGGAAUCUCUUCUCUUUCUCCUGUUGUAGCUGAAGAACUUUUUAGAUGUGAAUUAUCAGAUAAAGAAAUCCACUCUCAAGCCUUGAGCCCGGAUAUGACUAAAUUGAAGAAUGCCAAUGUAACAGUGGACAAUUCACUAAGUCCAGCUCAUACAUUACUCCAAAUUCAUUGUGCUGAUCACAAGGGGCUCCUCUACGAUAUCAUGCGAACUUUGAAAGAUUGCAGUAUUCAGAUAGCUUAUGGUCGAUUCACACCAACUACUAAUGGCUAUUGUGAUUUAGACCUUUUUAUUCAGCAAAAUGGUGGUAAAAAGAUUUUGGAUCUUGAUAAACAGAAUGCUCUGUGUUCCCGCUUAAAAGUGGAAAUGCUUCAUCCAUUGCGGGUGAUCAUUGUGAACAGAGGGCCAGAUACUGAACUCUUGGUUGCAAAUCCAGUUGAGCUAUCUGGAAAGGGUAGGCCUCGAGUUUUCUACGAUGUCACACUUGCUCUAAAAUCUCGUGGGAUCUGCAUUUUCUCGGCUGAAAUCGGAAGGCAUUCAGCCUCAGAUCGUGAAUGGGAGGUGUAUAGCUUUCUAUUGGACGAGAGCUGUAGUAGAUUUCAACUGUCGAACAUGGUGGCUAGGAAUCAGAUUGUAGAUAGAGUUAGAAGAACAUUGAUGGGCUGGUGAGUGAGUUUGGGUAAUUUGGAUGGUGAAUAAGUUUCCAUUUAGAUAUCUAAUUACUUGGCUCGCAUUAUAGGAAUCUAUUCACCAUUAUCGUCUGUAAGACGAGCAUGUAUGCUUGUCUACCAUUAAUGCUUCGUGUGCUUUUUCGGUCAUGGCUGUAAUUUAUGUAAUGUAGUUACUAGUUUCUCAAGUGUAUAUGUUGUAAUACCCACGGAAGAAAAUAGCAUUCAUGCCUCAGUUUGGCUUAACUACGUCUCAAAUGAAAGUAGCACUUGUCUAUUAAAA